Syngnathus acus (greater pipefish) is the source of this 3204-nucleotide messenger RNA. RefSeq lists its product as uncharacterized. The coding region runs from base 376 to 3204 and encodes 942 amino acids. Gene Ontology annotation, molecular function: zinc ion binding; nucleic acid binding. The transcript has 5 exons. The record is from RefSeq and is a predicted model, not a curated record. Lineage: Eukaryota; Metazoa; Chordata; Actinopteri; Syngnathiformes; Syngnathidae.
GUCUCAAGGCAGAUAUUAGAGCAUGCUUGGAAUCAUCUCCAAGACAAAGAUAACGAGCAAGAAAUAGAGUGGUUUGAGACUGGCUCUGUGUUCUCAUUAGAAGUAUCAGAAGCAUGCAGUGCAAGCUCAAGAUCAUCACUCUCAAGUAAAUCCUCAUGUAAAUCUUCAAAAAUAAGUGAAGCUGCAGCAGAAUUAGCAGCAAAUGAAGCCACUUUGGAAGUCCAAGAGCAAGUGGAGCGUGAGGAACGUGAACUCAGAAACCUAGAAGCUGAGUACAGACAAAGGCUUGCACAACAAGAAGAAGAAUGUGCUGCAAAUAAACAGGUCUUGGAAGAAAAGCGCAGAAAGAUAGAACGCUUAGAGACCAUAAAAAAGAUGAAUGCCGCCAAGGCCAAACUAGAAGUGUAUAAACAAGAACAAGGCUCAACCUCAGACUUGCUGGAUCUAUUCAAGGAUUAUAAGCCCAAACGAGAAAGGCUUACAUUCGACUCAAAACCUGCUGUCACGCCACAACUAAUCACAAGGAUGCAAUCUUCUAUAACUACUCCCAAAGAGGAUAGCACAACUGAUUUCGCCAAGGUACUAGCAGAGUCCUUCAGUGUAAGCCGUCUCCCAGCACCAGAGCCUGCUGUUUUCAGUGGAGAUCCACUAAAGUACAAGGGCUGGAAAAUGUCCUUUCAAACGCUGAUAGGCAGAAAGAAUAUACCAGCGAACGAAAAAAUCUACUACCUACAAAAAUAUGUUGGCGGACCAGCAAGGAAAGCCAUUGAGGGAUACUUCCUUCUGGGAACAGAUGCAGCCUAUCAGACAGCGCUCGAUGUCCUGGAAAAAAGAUAUGGAAGCUCCUUUAUGGUUGCUAAGGCUUUCAGAGAUAAGCUGGCCUCAUGGCCAAAGAUAGGACCCAAGGAAAGCCUUCAGCUACGAGAGUUCUCAGACUUCCUUCAAGGCUGUCAAGCAGCCAUGUCGCAAAUAAAGAGCCUGGAGGUCCUUAACGACUGUGGUGAAAACCAACGAAUGCUCUCCAAGCUCCCCGACUGGCUUACAGCAAGAUGGAACCGAAGGGUGACCAGGAUGGAAAAGGAAAAUGAGACUUUCCCCAGCUUCGAUCAGUUCGUGGAAUUCGUCACAGAGGAAGCCGAUAUAGCUUGUAAUCCGAUUACCUCCCUUCACGCUCUGAAGUCUGGAGAUGGUGGAAAGGAGAAGCCACAAAAAACACGAAGUGUUGGUGCUAAGGUGCUAGCAAGUAGCUCUGAAGAGAAAACAGAUGCUAAAGGAUGUGUAUUCUGUGAGAAGUCAAACCAUGGCUUACAGACAUGUCGAAAGUUCUUGAAAGAGACAACUGCAGAACGAGUCAAGUUUGUGAAAACAAACAAGCUCUGCUUUGGAUGUUUGAAAUCAGGACAUCAGUCCAAGAACUGUGAGAAGAGAAGCAUUUGUGAGACAUGCAAAGGGAAGCAUCCAACAUGUCUACAUGAAAAUCGUCCAAGGGAAGACGAUAGGAAAGAACAAGAGGAUGGCGAAGGAAAGGAGAGUGGGAGACGCUUUAAGAAAAAGGAGCGCACAAAGGAGAAGGAAGACUUAUCAGAGUCUGAAGAGAAAGAAGAGACACCAGUAGAGGCAACAGCUAACAGAGUGGUGCAAGACAAGAGGAGCACCUAUUCCUCCACAGUUGUUCCUGUAUGGCUGUCCACAGCAAGUAAUCCAGAGCAGGAAGUGCUCGUAUACGCUCUAUUGGACAACCAAAGCGACACCACCUUUAUCCUGCAAGAAACGGCAGAAGUGUUAGUUACAAAGAAACAGCCUGUGGAAUUAAAGCUCUCCACGAUGUCAUCCAAAGAUACCGUCAUCCAGAGUCAGAAGUUAACUGGACUGCAGGUCAGAGGUUAUAAUGAGACAAGGAAAAUAUCUCUCCCAGUAACCUACACAAGAGAAUUUAUUCCUGCAAACCUAAGUCAUGUCCCCAUACCUGAGACAGCAAGAUCAUGGCCUCACCUAGAGCACCUUGCUGGAGAGAUCACUCCUUUAUGUGACUGUGAGAUUGGCCUGCUCAUAGGCUACAACUGUUCUCAGGCCCUGUUGCCCAGAGAAGUGGUGUCAGGAAAAGAUAAUGAGCCUUUCGCUCAACGAACAGACUUGGGCUGGAGUAUAGUUGGCUGUGCAGAUCCCUGCGUCGAUUAUGGAGAUGCAAUUGGAAGCAGCCACAGGAUCGUUGUGAAACAAGUCAUCACACCACCAGAAGUCAUUAAGGCACUCGAAUCAGACUUCAACGAAAGAGUAGCCGAAGAUGCUCAUAUCUCACAGGAAGAUCUACGUUUUCUAUCCAUAAUGGAGGAAGGAAUCAAAGCGAAGCCAGACGGACGUUGCGAAAUGCCUCUCCCAUUUAAAGAAGAAAGGCCAAGCCUGCCACAGAACAGAAUCUGUGCAGAUCACCGUCUCAAGUGUCUCAGAAAGAGAUUGGAGAGGGACGAGCAAUAUCGGAAGGACUACAAGACCUUCAUGAGUGAGAUGAUUGCACGCAGAGAUGCAGAGAAAUUCACAGAAGAACAACUUGACAAAAGCCCGUCCUGGUACAUUCCUCAUCACGGGGUGUAUCACCCUCAUAAACCUGGGAAGAUACGGGUCGUGUUCGACUGCUCAGCCAAGUUCCAAGGCAUGUCACUGAAUGACCACCUGCUUACCGGACCGGAACUGACAAACACCUUGGUAGGCGUGCUCUGUCGCUUUCGCAAGGGUCCAGUAGCGAUCAUAUGUGAUGUGGAACGCAUGUUCCAUCAGUUUCAUGUCAGACCAGAGGACAGAGACCAUUUGAGGUUUCUGUGGUGGGAAGACGGCGACCUACAGUCAGAACCAGCGGUCUACCGCAUGAAAGUACACCUGUUUGGGGCGGCCUCAUCACCCGGCUGCGCAAACUAUGGCCUCAAACACAUCGCUGCACAAGGACAAGAACUUCCCAGCGGAGACAUCAAGGUGGGAGAGAUGUUAGCAGAAGACACUGAAGUUCGAAAGGCCUUCGUGGGCAAGACCUUGACGACGGAAGACUCACUGCUUGAUCGCUUCCAGAAGUUCUCCAGCUGGAUGAUGUUAGUCAAAGCCAUCGCUAGACUCAAACGACGUGUCAAAGAGCUCAAGGAAUGGAGCAGGGCGACCAAGUGCAGCUUGGACCAGGGUUAUUGGAGGGAACAACUAACAGACUCGGCAGACUGA